AUUUAUAUUCCACAAUUGAUGAGACCGAUUGUGGUGUCGCAGCUUUAGCUAUGCUAUUUAAAUAUUAUGGUACUGAAAUUUCUCUAGCAAAACUCCGUAAUUUAGCAAAAACUGAUCAAACAGGUACAACUGCUCUUGGUAUUGUUCAAACAGCAGAAAAAUAUAAUUUUGAAACUAAGGCAAUAAAAGCUGAUAUGAGUUUAUUUGAUAUCAAGGAAUUGCCACUUCCAUUUAUAGUUCAUGUUAUUAAAAAUAAAACCUUAGAACAUUACUAUGUCGUGAUAGAAGGUACUAAAAAAUAUAUAAAAAUUGCUGAUCCAGACCCAACAGUUGGUAUAAUCAAAAUGUCAAGAAAGAAAUUUGAACAAGAGUGGACGGGAGCUGCAAUCUUCAUUGCACCCAAGUCUAGUUAUGAACCAGUAAAAGAAAAACGAAGCUCUAUGCUAUCUUUUAUUCCUGGAUUGCUUAAGCAAAAAAAACUUAUAAUUAAUAUUACCAUGGCCGCCUUGCUAACGACCUUGAUUAGUAUUGUUGGAUCAUAUUUUCUUCAAACUACUAUUGAUACGUAUAUUCCAAAUAAUAUGCAGAAUACUUUAACGGUUGUUGCUUUGGGUUUGAUAGUUUUUUAUGGCUUUCAAGCCGUUUUUACUUAUGCAAAAGAUUUUUUGUUGGCAAUACUAGGACAGCGUAAAAUUAUUGAUGCACUGGCAAGUUCUGUGUUAUCAGUAUUAAUUGAUGUUGGAACCGUAAUUGUUAUGGGAAUUAUUUUAAGCCUUCAAA
Apis florea (little honeybee) is the source of this 780-nucleotide messenger RNA. Its product is annotated as mesentericin-Y105 transport/processing ATP-binding protein MesD-like. The record is from RefSeq and is a predicted model, not a curated record. NCBI's taxonomy places the organism in Eukaryota, Metazoa, Arthropoda, Insecta, Hymenoptera, Apidae.